Messenger RNA from Oncorhynchus nerka (sockeye salmon), 702 nucleotides. RefSeq names its product phosphoribosyl pyrophosphate synthase-associated protein 2-like. Gene Ontology annotation, cellular component: ribose phosphate diphosphokinase complex; cytoplasm. Bases 1 to 543 code for a protein of 180 amino acids. Gene Ontology annotation, molecular function: magnesium ion binding; ATP binding; ribose phosphate diphosphokinase activity. Lineage: Eukaryota; Metazoa; Chordata; Actinopteri; Salmoniformes; Salmonidae. The transcript has 5 exons. The record is from RefSeq and is a predicted model, not a curated record. Gene Ontology annotation, biological process: 5-phosphoribose 1-diphosphate biosynthetic process; purine nucleotide biosynthetic process.
AUGGGCAGCAUCUCCAGUCUGUCUCUGCAGAUCAGGGAUGGGUCUCAGGCCCAGUCGUUUGCAGAGCGUUUGCGUCUUGGUAUUGCAGUGAUCCAUGGAGAGGCCCAGGAUGCAGAGUCAGACCUGGUGGAUGGAAGACACUCCCCUCCUACUGUCAAGAUACCACUGUUGAUCCCUAAAGAGAAGCCUCCCAUCACAGUGGUAGGAGACGUAGGAGGACGCAUCGCCAUCAUAGUGGAUGACAUCAUCGAUGACGUGGACAGUUUCGUGGCGGCCGCGCAGACGUUGAAGAAGCACGGAGCGUACAAGAUAUUCGUCAUGGCGACGCACGGCAUCCUCUCCUCCGAUGCACCGAAACUCAUAGAGGAAUCUGCCAUCGACAAGGUGGUGGUAACCAACACUAUUCCUCAUGAGCAUCAGAAGCUGCAGUGUGUUAAGAUCCAGACGGUGGACAUCAGCCUGAUCCUCUCUGAAGCCAUCAGACGAAUCUACAACGGAGAGAGCAUGUCCUACCUGUUCAGACACAUCGGACUGGAGGACUGAACACACACACACACACACACACACACACACACACACACACACACACACACACACACACACCCACAAUAAUAACAUAAUGUUACAAUAAUAAUGUUACAAGCUUUUGAAUUUAUUGUUUUUUCUGCUCUGAAUUCAAAAUAAAAGUAUCAGAAAUGGAAA